This is a messenger RNA of Oncorhynchus nerka (sockeye salmon), 5625 nucleotides long. Its product is annotated as synemin-like. Gene Ontology annotation, cellular component: sarcolemma; intermediate filament; costamere. NCBI's taxonomy places the organism in Eukaryota, Metazoa, Chordata, Actinopteri, Salmoniformes, Salmonidae. The record is from RefSeq and is a predicted model, not a curated record. The transcript is spliced from 4 exons. The coding region runs from base 147 to 3236 and encodes 1029 amino acids. Gene Ontology annotation, biological process: intermediate filament cytoskeleton organization; fast-twitch skeletal muscle fiber contraction. Gene Ontology annotation, molecular function: vinculin binding; structural constituent of muscle; structural constituent of cytoskeleton.
CCACCUUCUGCACUUAACAAGUCAAGCCCUCAUGCUGAGUUGCAUCACAGCUCUGCUCCCAGACGCACUCGCAAAUAAGACCAGAAUAACAUUUUCUCCGUACUGAAAUAUAAAGAAGCGAAGGAGUAACGUUUGUAAAUGACAAGAUGUUACAAUUCAGGAGAAGCGUUGAAGCCGAAAAACAUCAAUUACAGGAGCUCAACAACAGACUGGGCCAGUACCUGUCAAGAACAAUGCAAUUGGAGCAUGACAACGCAAUCCUCAUAACUGAAAUAAACAAGAUAAGACAAGAGAAGACAGUGGAAUGGGACAACCAAUGUAUGGCCGAAAUGCGGGACCUGAGGAGAAUGGCGGGGCAACUAUCUUUUGAAAAGUCCCGAGCCGAGACUGAACGAGAGAAGGUUUGGCAAGAGUUUCAGAUGUUACAGUUGAUGUGUUGUGAGGAGCAGGUAGUAUGCAAAGACAUAGGUGGAGAGCUAAAAGGUUGCGAGAAGCAGCUUCAUAAAGCUCAACAGACCAAUGGGGAACUUGAAGAACGUCUGUUCCAGCUUGAGAACGAGUACAAAUUCAUUGAGGAUGCACACAGACAAGAAAUGACCACGCUCCGGAGUCAGGUGCAUUCACGACCUAUUGUUACCCAAACCUACCAUGGUCCUUCAGCGGUCUCGAUGGAAGAGAUGCAACAUUAUGCCCUUAGCCUGUCCGAAGGAUGGACUGACACCUUAGAGGUGUAUCGAAGGAAGGUCGAAGAUAUGGAGGAAUCGAUCAACGCGGACCAGACGAGACUGGAUGAUCUCCAAAGGGAAAAGAUGCAGUAUGCCUCAGAGUUUGACAAAUUACGUAAAGAGGCUGAAAAGCAAGGUCAGAUUCAAAUACACCUGGAGGAACAGCUCAUAUAUAUGCAGGAGAACUUCCACGGGGACAUCACCCAGUAUCAGGUGAUUAUUGAUCAGUUGGAGCGGGAGCGGGAAAUGUUGGCCAACACCAUGGCAGAAAAGGUCAGAGACCACCAGCAGCUACUGCAGGUCAAGAUGGAUCUGGGCAUGGAGGUGGCUUACUACAGGGCGCUUAUUGAAGGAGAUCAUCAGCAGCAUCUGCAGUCAAGAGGAAGAGUCAUAGAUAUUAAGAUGAUGCCUCCACAACAGUACAAACCAAGAGUUUUCACAUCAACCAGACAGGAUGUAAGGAAACAUCUGGAUGUGAAAUACAUGGAGCCAACCUCAAGCUUGAGAAGAUCACCUGUUCCAUCUCAGUAUGGUCACACCAGUCCUUCCAGGGUCAUACCUAUCUCAGUCACAGGCAGCAGCUACAACAGGAAUCAGAGUCCUACCACCAGAAGGGACAUGGUCUCAUUCACUAAAUCCCAGUCUGCAUCCUCAAGCUCUUCCUCCACUACCGUUAAACCUGUGGCCCAGAGUACGGUCAGGAAAAAUAUAGAUGCUCAGAAGAAAGUUGUGGAGGAGAGGAGUGUGAGAAUCAAAGAGGUGUCACAACACUCAGCUAAGGAUUCUCUUGACCAUUCUCGAGGCACAGCAAACACAUCCAGUCCCAUUGCCUCACCCACUGCUGACCCCAAUUCAGUAAGAAUAGUGUCACCACCAAUGAUGAGUCUUAGCAGAAACACAGAGGACAGCAAAAAGAAAGCAGAGAGGCAAGUUGAAAGAGAGGUGAGAGGAGAUGCAUUUGGUCUUCAGAAUGUCAAGAUGCAUGCCAAAGAUGGCAGCAUUACAGCAACCACGACAAGUGAUAAGAUGGUCCUAGACUCUGUGUCUAUGGAGGAACUCAUUGAGAAGGUCAUGAAACCUGCUGGUUUGGAUCGAAAGGUCUGCAGCUCAUCUCCAGACUCCAAGAUCACUUACCAUGUGGAGAAAACGGAGAAGGAGGACGGGUCAACAAAGACACAGAUUAUCCUGGAGUCCAAGGUGCAGGAGGAGCUGGAUAUGUCAGAGGACUUUGCACUGGAGGAACUUCUCAGCAAGGAAGUGAAACACGUGUCACUGGAGGAUAUCAAGGGCACUGCAACAGGAAACAUGAUUCAGAAUCUGCUCAGCCUUGGGCUGCAUGGAGGAGAGGACAUGGGAAACAAGACUGUCAAUGUGGAGAUCAUCGAGGAACCAGUGGAGGGUUACAGUGACGAGGAGUACGAGUUUGAGGAGAAGUCCACACCCAAGUUCUCCCAGCCCUCUUCAAUGUUCUUUCAGAUUGAAGAACUAGAGAAUGACCCUCACGGCACCAUAUACCAUGAGAGUGGUGCUGAAGUAAUGAAAACCUCCAUGACAGCAGCAAACUAUGGCAGUAAUGGUGGAUCUGUGAAGGUCCAGGAAGACUUCAGAGAUAGUGAAUCUCCAUACUACAGCCACAACCAAGAGUCUCAAGAGUAUUUUGUCUCCACACCUGAUGGAAAUCUGUCAGAGCCUGAGGAGGGUGGUGGUAUAGCAUCAUAUGGACAUGGUGAACGACCCUCCAGUGGUGGACGAAUGGUGGACGACUUUUCAGAUGAAAGGUACUACCAGGAGAGGGAAGUCUCAAAGAACAGAAUUUUUGUUGAGGAAAGCGAUAGUUACAGACCUGCAUCGGACAGCCAGUACAUGAAAGAUGACCACUCCUUGGCCCAAAAUAGUUACUCAGAGUGCAUCAUUGAAGAGGAGACCAUCCGUGUCUCCCCCACAGUGCAGGAGUCAAUGCUUGGAUAUCUGAGAGAGGAAACUUUACACCCCAAAGAGCAGCUGAGGGGAGCCCUAGAGCAGCUCCAAGGAACAGUGUCAGGGAGCCUGAAAGAAGAGUUGGCUCUCCUCACAAGACGCGGCAGUGAUAGUCCUCAGAACAUAUCUGUGGACAUAAAAAAAGUACACCAGUCCUCUGACAACGGAACCACGACUAUUGUGGCAGAGCUCAAGAGCUCAACAACUCUAGAGGACUCUGGGCAGCUGGGGGAGCAGGGGGAUGAUGUAUCUGAGGAGCAGAUCAUGGCGGCUCUAUGCGCCUCCAACCUUGGAGCAGAGGGAGGAUACACCCUGGACACAAAGGAGAUGUGCUGGGUGACUAGCAGUGAGGGACAGGGAGGAGAGUCCUCAACUGAUGUCACUGAGAAGCACAUCAAGCUGAGGCAAUCAGAGAAGUCAUUCCCCUUCCAGAUGGAUGUAAAUAAUGGCCAAGGACAGGAUCCCCCACUGAAGGUCACUCAUAAGAAAAGAGUUGCCACAGUCUAUCUUGAAUCUAAUGAAGAUGAGUUCUGAUUCAAAUGAGAUAUUUUUAUUAUAAUACUCCCCAUAUUAAGUCACACACCAGUCAAUCAGUUGCAACGAACUGUAAGGUGAUGUUAUUCGAUGUGAUACAUAAAUUGCUAUGCCUACAAUUGUGAAAGAGUACAAAUUAUAGCCACUGCAUAUAUAUAUAAAAGGUUUUAAUAGCAUUUGUUACCCAUUUUCAAAUGUCUCUCUGCUUCUUUUUAAGAAUAUGUUAUAUUCAUUUCCUGCUAUAUUUUUGUACUAACCUGUACCACAGAAUAGGGCUGUCUUUUUGUCUGAGAUACUAUAACCAAAUAUGGAACAAUGCUAAUAUAUCCUCCAUUGUUAUGGUUAAUGUUGCAGUUUUAAAACAUGUUCAACAUCUACAGUAUGUAUCUAGAAAACAAACAUUAUACCUAUUGUUUCCUGUAAUGCCAUGUUAUUUUUAACCACAUUUAAAACUAGUGGUUUGUUACUGAGGGAGUUCCUGUUGUUAAUAAGGUUGUUAAUGCUUAUUAAUUGUUAAUGCUUGUUAAUGCUAAUGAUGGCUAUAUUUGAAUGUGUUUAUGAUCGGGGACAAAAGUAUGUGUAUCAUGUCUUGUCAAAUGAAAUCUACUCACUAUUAAUCAUUUGAAUUGGAAAGAAAAAAAGAAAAAAAUCUAAUGCAAUUCUAAAUCAGAUGGGUUGUAUUCGAGUGAUUCUGAUCACCACUUAACAAAACCACUAAACCUUUUCUACACGUUUGACAUUACUAUUAAGUUUCUAAACGUUGUACCCUCAAAAGGGUUUUAUAGUUUAUCCGGUUCCCUCACCAUGAUCUUUUAACCUGUAAAUGGCUUUAGAGGGAACAAGAAGAAAUCCAACCAUCUUGAAUUCCAAAGAGAGGUGUUUUUCUCUGCUUGUAGAGACACUGGUAGCAAGACAGACAUACUGUAAACAAGGUGGAGUGAACUUAAGGAAAGGAGAGACAGAACUUAAGGAAAGGAGAGACAGAACUUAAGGAAAGGAGAGACAGAACUUAAGGAAAGGAGAGACAGAACUUAAGGAAAGGAGAGACAGACAACUAGAGAGAGAAGCUGGAGAUACGCAUAUGGUUAAUGUCUGAGAUAAGACCUGUACAUCUACACUGAACAAAAAUAAACACAACAUGCAACAAUUUUAAAGAUUUUACUGAGUUACAGUUCAUAUAAGGAAAUCAGUCAAUUUAAAUAAAUCUAUGGAUUUCACAUGACUGGGGAUACAGAUAUGCAUCUGUUGGUCACAUAUACCCUAAAAAAGAGUAGGGGCGUGGAUCAGAAAACCAGUCAGUAUCUGGUGUGACCACCAUUUGUCUCAAUCAGAGCGACACAUGUCUGGUGAGUAUACAGUCCAUAGAAGAACUGGACCAUUUUCUGCUUCCAGAAAUUGUGUACAGAUCUUUGCGACAUGGGGCCGUGCACUAUCAUGCUGAAACCUGCUGAGGUGAUGGCGGCGGAUGAAUGGCAAGACAAUGGGCCUCAGGAUCUCGUCACUGUAUAUCUGUGCUUUCAAAUUACCAUCAAUAAAAUGCAAUUGUAUUCAUUGUCCAUAGCUUAUAUCUGCCCAAACCGUAACCCUCCUCACAACAUGGAUAUCAGCAAACCGCUCGCCCACACGAUGCCAUACACUCUGUCUGCCAUCUGCGCGGUACAGUUGAGACUAGGAUUCAUUCAUGAUAAGCACACUUCUGCAGUGUCACAGUGACUAUUAAAGGUGAGCAUUUGCCCACUGAAGUCAGUUACAAUGCCGAACUGCAGUCAAGUCAAGACCCUGUUGAGUACGACGAGCACACAGAUGAGGUUCCCUGAGAUUAUUUCUGAUAGUUUGUGCAGAAAUUCUUCAGUUAUGCAAACCCACAGUUUCAUCAGCUGUCCGAGUGGCUGGUCCCAGACGAUCCCACAGGUGAAGAAGCCGGAUGUGGAGGUUUUGGGCAGGCGAGGUUACACGUGGUCUGCGGUUGUGAGGACAGUUUGAAGUAUUGUCAAAUUCUCUAAAACAAUGUUGCAGGCAGCUUAUUGUAGAGAAAUUAACAUUCAAUUCUCUGGCAACAGCUCUGGUGGAUAUUCCUGCAGUCAGCAUGCCAAUUGCAAGCUUCCUCUAAACUUGAGACAUUUGUGGCAUUGUGUGAUCAAACUGCACAUUUUAGAGUGGCCUUUUAAUGUCCCCAGCACAAGGUGAGCCUGUAUAAUGAUCAUGCUGUUUAAUCAGCUUCUUGAUAUGCCACACCUGUCAGGUGGAUGGAUUGUCUUGGCAAAGGAGAAAUGCUCACUAACAGGGAUGUAAACAAAUUUGUUCACGACAUUUGAGAGGAGUAAGCUUUUUGUGAGUAUGGAACAUUUCUGGGAGCUUUAAUUUAAGCUCAUAAAAUAUAAAACACUUU